This is a messenger RNA of Phyllostomus discolor (pale spear-nosed bat), 2371 nucleotides long. RefSeq names its product calcineurin like phosphoesterase domain containing 1 (gene CPPED1). Gene Ontology annotation, molecular function: hydrolase activity. NCBI's taxonomy places the organism in Eukaryota, Metazoa, Chordata, Mammalia, Chiroptera, Phyllostomidae. The record is from RefSeq and is a predicted model, not a curated record. The transcript has 4 exons. The coding region runs from base 122 to 1063 and encodes 313 amino acids.
UACCGCAGGUCCCGCCCCAAGCAGAAGGUGGGGCCCACCCCGGGCUGGCGGUUGGGCGGUGUGGAGUUGAACCACUUCCUCCCACGCAGUGCACUCAAGCAGAGCAAGAAAUUCGCUCGCCAUGUCCGCGGCAGAGGUGGGGGGUGUUUUCCACAGAGCCCGGGGCAGGACCCUUGACGCAUUUUCCGCAGAAAAGGAAAGGGAAUGGACAGGCCCAUUCUACUUCAUCCAGGGUGCAGACCCACAGUUUGGACUGAUGAAGGCCUGGGUCACUGGGGACUGUGACAACGGUGGAGAUGAGUGGGAGCAAGAGAUUCACCUAAUGAAGCAAGCCAUUCAGGCCAUCAACAAGAUGAACCCCAGACCCAGAUUCUUUGUGGUGUGUGGGGACCUCAUCCAUGCCAUGCCAGGGGCGCCCUGGCGGAAGGAGCAGACGGAGGACCUGCAGCGGGUGCUCAGAAAUGUGGACAGUGAGAUCCCACUGGUCCUGGUCAGCGGCAACCACGACGUGGGCAACACCCCCACCCCGGAGACCAUCGCGGAGUUCCAGCAGACUUGGGGAGACGACUAUUUCAGCUUCUGGGUUGGGGGCGUCCUCUUCCUCGUCCUCAACUCCCAGCUCCUUUAUGAUGCCUCCAGGUGCCCUGCCUUGAAGCAGGCCCAGGACCAGUGGCUGGACCAGCAGCUGAGCACUGCUAGGCAGCAGAAGUGCCAGCAUGUCAUCAUCUUCCAGCACAUCCCACUGUUCCUCCAAAGCAUGGACGAGGACGACAACUACUUCAACCUCCCCAAGACCCUUCGGAAGGAAAUGGCAGACAAGUUUGCCAAAGCAGGUGUCAAAGCUGUGUUCUCAGGCCACUACCACAGGAAUGCCGGGGGCACCUACCAGAACCUUGACAUGGUGGUGUCAUCUGCCAUCGGGUGCCAGCUGGGCAAAGACACCCAUGGGCUCCGAGUUGUGGUGGUCACUGCUGAGAAAAUCGUUCAUCGGUACUACAGUUUAGAUGAGCUGAGUGAGAACGGAAUAGAAGAUGACCUUAUGGAUUUGAUGAAGAAAAAAUGAUUGUCAUUAUGAUCUAUUCACUUUUCACUUCCACUAUUUUUUAAUUUUUGCCAGAAGGAGCAGCUGCCGACAAACACUUAUUGAAUAUAAAAGGAUAUCAAGCAGAUUUGAAUGUAUGCCCUUUUGCAUAAUUCAGAGAGCUGGGUCCUAUCCUAAAUUACAUUUGAAAUAGAAAUGCCCUCCCUUUAAAAAAAGAAGGGGGUGGGGGUUGGAGUCUGGGAAUAAAAGAAUAAAUAUUUCAAUAUCUCUGCAUGAGUGUUUGACUAAACUCUCCUAAUGAUGUGUUUCUCAACUUUCUCAAGUCCUCUGCUCUUGAAUCAGAUUGUUUUCUCAUAGCAUAUGCUGAAAGUCUACCUAUGGGCCUCAACCCCAACUUGACAACCAAGUGCAAUCUUUGAUAAUUCCUUGAACAAACUGCAUGUGAUCAUGUUAAAUUGUAGUUGUGAUUCCCACGCUUGGCAAAUCAAAGAUCAUCGCUAUUCCCUCCUAACAAAACCAUUGUGUCCUAGUACCAGAGCCAUGUAGACUCAUUUUAGCAAGGACUUGGGUGGCCCACAUUUGCUGUUCAAUGCUGAGACUUCUCUGAUGACUGGUGAUGCAGUUGAUAGAAGUCAAAGCUUGAGCUGGCCUUCUUGGUGACUAGAAAAGUGACCUUUGCACACGAAUGAGCCUUUUAUAAAAACCUCACCCAACAGACGAGACCAGAGCCCCGACGUGCCUCCUCUGCCGCCGCUCAGCAGCACGUUCUGGUUUGUCCGCUCACCUUGGCUGCUGCAGCAGCUCCGCAGGUGGGUGUCCUCGUGCAACCAGAAUGACCCUCCCUUCAUGAGACUCUUCACUGUGUGCGCUUUGAUAGAAAAAGUGGGAGCUGAUGCAGGAGUUCUCAAACAAAGCAGAAAUUUCAGUGGGGCAAAAACCACGUUUAGCCGCUGUAUUAGACUUGGCACCCACUUGGGUUAAAUGCACUAGUGCAGUGGAGCGUGUGUGGUUAAAAUCAGCAUUGUUGGCACACGGUCAGUCUGCUUUGCUGCAUCUCCUCCGCACUCCUGACCGCUGUGCUGUUUCAUCCGCAUCGUGGGCUUCAGCAGUUGCCCUGAAGGACAAGGAGCGUAGCUGCUGCCCAUGCUGCCAGGACAUCCCACAGCCUCACGCAGCAGCAGCCCGCUACCCCACAAUGCCUUCAACGGCCCACUGCUUACAAAUGAACUGCAAAACACAUUAAGUUAAAAGACUUUCUUGUUAAGAAGUUUUAGUCAACGUAGCAAAGCCAUGAGAAAUUAAAUAGAAAGAUAAUUGGAUAUGUAAAUU